This is a messenger RNA of Sceloporus undulatus (fence lizard), 587 nucleotides long. RefSeq names its product transmembrane inner ear (gene TMIE). The transcript has 4 exons. Bases 111 to 587 code for a protein of 158 amino acids. NCBI's taxonomy places the organism in Eukaryota, Metazoa, Chordata, Lepidosauria, Squamata, Phrynosomatidae. The record is from RefSeq and is a predicted model, not a curated record.
GUCGUGGGACGGCAUGACAAGACAGCUCUCCGGGGAUCCAUUCCUCCCCUUCGCGAGAGGAUCCAGUUUGCAUCAAGACAUAAGCGAGAGACACAAAGGCGGAAGAUAAGAUGGCGUGGGACCAGAAUGCACGAAAUCCCUUGUGCCAGUUUGGAGGUUCACCUUCCUUGCUUCUCUGUUACUCCAGGGCUGCCUUGAGCCAGCUGAUCAGGGCCACCACUGAACCACCUAAAAAGAAGCCAGACCCUGUCACUUCAGAGACUGUGGUGAUCUGGGGCUUACGACUCUGGCAAGUGGUUGGGAUCUUUGCCAUUUUUGUCCUGAGCGUGAUCAUCACCCUCUGUUGCAUCUUCAAAUGCCGCAUCCCAAGGACCAAGAAGGAGAUCGAAGCGCGAUACGCCAAGCGCAGGGCUGCCAAGAGAUACGCGGACAAGUUGGAAUCAGUGCCACCGCUCAAUGAGCUGACAGAGAUCCCAGGAGGCUCCACGGAAAGCCUGCCGACUCUUUCUGGCCAAGUCGAAUCCCGUCCGCUCAGCUCCUUGCCGGUGGUGAAAGAGGAAGAUGAAGUGCCCCUGCAUGGCCACUAG